AAAUCAUCCAAUGAAAUCUGCGCUCGGUUGCCUGGCGGUGACACAAGCGGGAAGUAUGGCGGCGACCGGAGCGGGGAUGGCGGAUCCGGUGCUGCAGAUGCCGAAUCACAGAGGUCCGGGGGUUUUAGACCUGUCGGCUCGGGGUCUGCAGCGGCUGGAGCCUCAGCUGUUCCGCCCGGAUUCACACACACACACCCUGAUCCUGGAUCAGAACCAGCUGAUGAAGCUGGAGCACCUGGAGCACAACCCCGACCUGCAGCAGCUGUCGGUGGCCUGUAACCGUCUGGUGCGCAUGAUGAACGUCUGCAGACUCACGCAGCUGCGGGUCCUGGACCUGCAGAAUAACAGCAUCGGCUGCAUCGAGGGCCUGAAGGAGCUGCAGCAGCUGGAGCGCCUCAACCUGGCCGGGAACAACAUCAAGGUGAUGGAGCAGCUACACCACUGCGUCUCCCUGCAGCACCUCGACCUGUCUGAUAAUAAUAUCUCGCAGAUCGGAGACGUGUCCAGGCUCUCGGCGCUGCAGACGCUGCUCCUGCACGGAAACAUCAUCACCACACUGCGCUCGGCUCCUGCUCACCUGCCGGCACACCUGAGAGUGCUGUCGCUGGCGGAGAACGAGAUCCGGGACCUGACUGAGGUCUGCUAUCUGGCUCCGGUGCGGGGUCUGCAGCAGCUCUCCCUCCUCAGUAACCCGUGUGUGUCGUGUGUGUCCUCCGCUGUGUGUGAUUAUCGGCCAUAUGUGCUCAGCUGGUGCCUCGGCCUGGAGCUGCUAGAUGGAGUCGCCGUCACACAGAAGGAAGGGCUGAAGGCGGAGUGGCUGUACAGUCAGGGCAGAGGGCGAGUGUUUCGUCCGGGCGAGCACACUCAGCUGCUGCAGUAUCUGUCCCGCACGUGUCCCGCCGCCGCCCGGCAGCCCCCAGCAGAGGACGCCAAACUGGAGAAGAUCCUCAACAAACAACGGCAUCAUCAGAAUCAGCUGCAGCAUACACAUCACCAGACUCCCUCUCGCCCCACACACCUGGACGUGCAGCAGCUCCACCAGAGCACACCUGAUGAAGAUGAGGAGGAUGAAGGUGAUGAUGUAAUCGCUCAGGCUGCUGUGUAUGUGGAGCCUGCAGUUCGGGUGAACGCGUGGAUGGACUCUGUGUCUCCACCCUUGGCCGCUCCUCCCCCCUCCGCUCCUCCCCCCGCUGUGGCUGCAGACGGGCUGCUCCUGCAGGAUCUGGAGGCCCCGGGGCCGCUGGCGUCUGAAUCUGCCGCUCCUCCGGCUUCAGCUCCUGACAGCGGAGAGGAGGAGUUUGAGGACUCUCUGGCUCCUCCCACAUCCACUCAGCACCGUGCCCCAGGGGAGGAGCCAGUGUGUGGGGGCGUGUCCUCAGAGCAUCAGCAGUGUGAGCCGCAGGACGCCGCCGUGAGGAUCCAGAGCUGGUGGAGGGGCCAGUGGACUCGCCAGCGCCACCCGCAGGCCAGAGCGGUGCGUGCAGAGAUACGCAUGCGGAGGAUGCAGGACCACAUCAUACACCUGAGCACACAGCUGGACAGGGUCCGCCGGCAGCAAGAAGAAGAGCGACUGCAGAGACGUGUUCAAGAAGAAGCAGUGAAGGUUCUGUGGAAACAGCUGCAGGUGUUGUUGCAGUGGCAGGCGUCUGUGGACCAGCGGCUUAACACAACACACACUCCUGCGCUCAACAAGACACACACUCCUGCCGACAGCGCAGCACACACUCCUGCAGACAGUAGCACUGACACACACACACACGCUGAUCUCUCGGUGCCGGAGUGCGGUUCUCCGUGUGUGAACAGCAGCGCCGCCUCUGGAGACGCGCAGAACUGCAGUCUGCUGGAGCAGUACCUGAGCUCCGUCCAGCAGCAGGACGAGGAGGAGCGCGCCGCACACGACCUCUGACCUCUGACCUGACCGCACCGAGGCAUUAUGGGAUGUUGAAGGUCUCUGCCCUCGUCAGCAGUCGUGUAUGAUUAAACAUCAGUUUUCUGCCAGUUCUCUUCAGUGCUGCUGACGGAGGCUCCCUAAGAAGUGCUGAUGCUGUCUGAGUGCACUUACUGGUGCACAUCUCUCCUUCACAGCCUGCAGCUGUAGAUGAAGACGCCGCCGUGGAGUAAUGUCAAUGUGUUGGUCAUCUGCUGCAGUUCAACCCCGCAGAGAGUUUAGCAGGCUUCAGUGUGUGUGUGUGUGUGUGUGUGUGUGUGUGUGUGUGUGAGCGCGCUCGGCAUGUGCUGCAGCAGUCUUCAGUUGAGUGUUUUGUAUGUCAGAUGUUUUACAAAUCAUUUUUGUAAAUAAAGUUUUAAUUUCCUUCA
Messenger RNA from Danio rerio (zebrafish), 2316 nucleotides. NCBI's taxonomy places the organism in Eukaryota, Metazoa, Chordata, Actinopteri, Cypriniformes, Danionidae. The record is from RefSeq and is a predicted model, not a curated record.